AUGCAUUUCUCAUCAAUUCUCCUACUCGCUCCUCUUCUGUCGUCGCUGGUAACGGCAGACCAGGUGCCCUUCGUUGGAAAGGCCACUGAAUGGUUUGACAAGGCCAAGAGCUUCCUUCCUAACCAGGGACCUGUGGAUGCUGGUGCUGCCUAUGUUGCUGAGCACAGAGUUGAGCGCAUCAAUAUCCGCAACUGGCAGCGCAAGCUCGCACCCAAGUUGGACACUGAGGAAGAGUGGUUGAUCUUUGUGACUGGUGGAAACAAAAGCUGCUUUGGUCGAUGUGGACAUGCAGAGGCAACCUGGAAUCUUUCGGUCCCUCUGCUUGCUCCAGUUCAAGCAGCCUCAGCAAAACCUCUUCACCUAGCAAUCCUCGACUGCGAUAGGGAUGAGAUCGUGUGCACUGCAUGGGGGACUACCCUUCCAUCUAUUUAUCACUUCGAUGUGCCCAAGAAGACCGAGCCACAAGCCAAGGUCCCUCUCCACGUUGUCCCAUUGAACAUGUCUUCUGCCACUACAGCCGAUAUUCUCUCCAUCCCAUCCGCCACCAAGGCGCGCUAUCUGGACUUCCCUGAAUAUGAAGGGGCUGUACAUCCAUUUGAUGGCUGGCUUGCCAAGUUCAAUCUUCUAAUUCCCUUUGGAUAUGUCAUGUGGGGAUUCGGGAGUACACCAAGUUGGCUGAUGAUGCUUGGUAUCUCUUUUGUCUCCCGACAAAUUAUGAGUAGGAGAAUGGGCGCAAGAACAGGAGUUCCCACUCCAGGCGCUGCUGCUCCGGCUCCUCCUCCGCAAGCCCAAACUCCUUCUCGACCUGCUGGUGGAACACCCCGGUCUGGUGGAUCGAAGAAGAGAAGAUGA
Exophiala bonariae is the source of this 852-nucleotide messenger RNA. RefSeq lists its product as uncharacterized. The coding region runs from base 1 to 852 and encodes 283 amino acids. The record is from RefSeq and is a predicted model, not a curated record. The transcript is spliced from 2 exons. Lineage: Eukaryota; Fungi; Ascomycota; Eurotiomycetes; Chaetothyriales; Herpotrichiellaceae.